AUGCCUCAUGUGAAUGAUCAACAUACGAUCAGAAAGAAAGGAGAGAAACUGAAGUCGGAUUCAAUUAGAUUCUUCCACGGAUUGGCACACUCAGUUGGAAGUAUUCCUUAUCGAAGCUGGAUUAACAGUCUGAGGCAGUCUUCGAAUGAGACCGUGUGGUUGCUUGGAAAAGAGUAUGAUUCCAUAAAAUCAGGUAAGAAUGUCUUCUGGUUUUAUUUUCUUAUUUAGAAUCGCUUGCCGCGGAUUUGAAAGGUCGCGUCUAUCUUUCAUAUCGAAAUGGGUUCCCCAAUUUGAACGGCGAACCGAAUUCAAAUUCAGAUACGGGCUGGGGAUGUAUGAUACGAACGUCCCAGAUGUUGUUGGCUCAAGCAUUGUUGAUUCAAAAUCUGGGUAGAGGCAAGUGUUAGAAAUAGCUUUCUUUAUUCUUUAGAUUGGAUCCGAGACGACGCCACGCCUUCCACUUUAUCCAAUAUAAUUCGAUUAUUUGAUGAUCACACAGGUCCUCUCGGGAUUCACUCGUUUAUAAAACAAGCCCAAAAUCACGGAGUUGAGUCGCCAGUGGGCAGAUGGUACUCUCCUUCGGAAGCAUUUAUAAUUUUCCGGGAUAUUAUACACAAUUCCCACAACUGUCUAUUAGGCCAUAUUUCUCCAUUGGUCUGUUUCGACAAUUUAGUUGCUUUACAGGACAUUGAAGAUGCUUCUGAAGGAUGGACAAAGAAUGUAUUGGUUGUGAUUCCAGUUCGAUUGGGAACUCAAGCGAUGAAUGACGUAUGUUUUUACACGUAAGGCUCGUAACCGGUAGAUUAUUAUCUAUCUACAUAUAAAUAACUGCUUAUUUGACCUUUUUCAGAAGUAUAGUGAUUCUCUGCGGUCUCUGUUUUUGACAAACAACUUCAUGGGCGCUGUGGGUGGCAGGCCAAAACAUUCUCUGUACUUUGUCGGGACCUCCAAUGAUGUAAGAAAGGGUUUUUGUUAUAUUCACGAGACUUGCGCCCUGUCUUUGGCAGACUUGUAAUGAUUACAGUUAUUCCUUUUUUAGUUACUUUUAUAUUUGGACCCGCACAAGACUCAACCUUACACUAGAUUGGAUGGGAAUGAAUCCACGAAGACUUGGGACACUUAUCAUUCAUCGGAAAAGUUGUUCAUGAAGUUGAGCUCGAUUGAUCCAUCGUUGGCUUUGGGAUUUCUGAUAACUUCGAAAGAAGAUUGCGAGCUAUUGAUCAAAAGUUUGGCUGAGAAUGACAUAAUAGAAUAUGAGAAUUCACCAAAGAGCCCCUUGUUUAGUGUUGUUAAAGAGAAAACAGUAUAUAAUAGUCUAGAAAGUAAUGGAGGAAUCGAAGAGAAUGGCUUUGAAUUACUGUAA
Molecule: messenger RNA, 1363 nt
Organism: Bursaphelenchus xylophilus (pine wood nematode)
Lineage: Eukaryota; Metazoa; Nematoda; Chromadorea; Rhabditida; Aphelenchoididae
Source: the annotation of a GenBank genome assembly